AGUUUGAAAAAAAACCCUAAUCUAAUCUAUCUUCUGAGAAUAAGAAGAAGAAGAGAAGGCAAGAAGAGAAGGAUCUAGGGCUGCACAACCGGCCGGUGAUGGAGGCCACUGUAGGGUGCGCGGUGGUGGAUCUGGGAUCUGGGGUGCGAGGAUCUAGGAUAGCUUGAUUCACUAGGUUUUGAGUGGUGGUGCGAUUGGUGGUUGACGACGAACGUAGCUAGUGGUGUCGGCGGCGGGUUUGGAGACCCAAGGAAGUGAAGUGGCUGAGAACGUAGCCGGUGGUGUCGGCGGCGGGUUCUGUUCCGGCGUGGUAAAGGGGGUAGUGAUGGUGGAUGUGUUGUCCUUUUGAGUGGAGUAUCUGAGGUGCAGAAGAGUGCUUGUGGAAAGGAAGAGGGUUUGGAGGUUAGAGGAGUUCAGGGAAGUGGAAAAAGGUGCAUUUCUUCAUGUUUUGCACAAGAGAAAGGAGCGUUCGUGAUUCCUUCAUGUUCUUCAUCGUUUCAGCGACUCUCAUUUCUCAAUUUUUCUUCUUUCUGUUAAUGAGGUUCCAAUUUUCCUUGAAUUAAUAGCUUCUUCUUAGUUUUUCCCAUAAAAGGGUUUAUUAAUUUGAAUGGGAGGGCUUGUUUUUCUUAUUUAUCAUUGGUCAUUUGAGAUCUGUGUCCAAGAUCUGUUUUUUUUUUUUUGGGGUUGUGUAUGUGUUUGAUUCAUCAGUCUCUGAAAUUGAAGUUUUCUCUUUACUUGAUUGAGUGGUGUAGUCAUGUUGUUGGUUCUGUAAAUAAUUGGAGGAGCUCUUGCUUCUAAAAUUGACAAAGCAACAAGGUUUGGAGACGUGAAGAAGCUGGGUUUGAGGUGAGAUUCAGGAAGGUUGUCCAGUUCCAGGAUUCCAAGCAAAGAUUAAAUUUUUUAGAUGGGUUCUUCUUCUUCUUUUUCUAGAUGUGAAAGCAUGGCUUUGGAUUUGUUUUCAUCUUAAGAAUAGUUGUACACAACUUUUCUGGGUUUUGUUGUUUUGAUGGUGGCUGAUGAUGAUAAUGAAGAGGAUGAAAGUGGAAGAUGAAGAUGUUGAUGAUGAAGGAUUUAAAAUUUUUUAAUUUUUUUAAUUUUUUACUCAAUGGCAUUACUCAGAUUUAAAAAAAAAUGAAAAAGCCACGUGGAAAAGCUGAGUGGGAUUAAAAUCAAGCCACAUCAGACCCAAACACACUUUAACCUUAAUUGAAUUAAAAAAAGUUUUUCAAGGACCCAAUUUAAUGCGAAAAUUUUACAAGAAUCAGAACUGAUUCCCUUUACGAUUACAGGGGCCAAUGGACCAUUUAAGCCAUAAUUUUAUUUUAUGCAUAGAGAAAUGGUUUUCCUCAUCAAAUUAAAUGGUUUGCACAUACAUCCAUUCAGAACCUGCUUCGCUCAUCUAUUCCUUUCCAUUUCCUCCAUUGAUUCUGCUUCAUCCCCUUCGCAUUUCCCCCAACUCUCUCUUUCUCUCUCUCUCUGUGUUCAACUCCUCAUUCGUCAAAUUACCUUAUUACCCUUCCCCAUACUUUCUUCUCCCUUUCUCCCUCGGCGAUUCCGCGAAAUUCCUUAUUCCUCCAAUCAAAUUUGAAGCUUCAUAUCAAAAAUCGUUCACCACGUUCAGGGUUUAUGAAAUUGGCGUUUCGUUAUAGGAAUGUUGGGUUCUGGUUCGGUUCAGGUGCACCGGUCCAUGCACAGUGUGGAGAACGAUAGGCUGCGGAGGGCUCACAGCGACGUCACGGCGAGGCGGUUGGCCGGUGAGGAAUCGGGAAGCAGGGAGUAUGAGAACCGGGCUGGGUCUGAUGAGAAGCAAAAACCGGCAGCCGUGUUGUCCUGUGAACCGGAGGCGAAGCGGCUGAGCAAUCUUGAGCGGUUCUUGCAGGCAAUCACGCCCUCCGUGCAUGCUCAGUAUUUAUCAAAGAGGACCAUGAGAGGGUUUCGGAUGUGUGAUGUGGAGUUUCAGCCAUACUUUGUUCUUGGGGAUCUAUGGGAAUCUUUCAGAGAGUGGAGUGCAUAUGGUGCUGGAGUGCCACUUGUGCUGAAUGGCAAUGAUAGUGUUGUUCAAUAUUAUGUCCCCUUUCUUUCUGGAAUUCAAAUUUAUGCCACAACUCCAAAGCCAUCUUUACUGUCAAGGCAACAAGGCGAGGACAGUGAUAGUGAUUUCAGGGACUCCAGUAGUGAUGGUAGCAGUGAUUGUGAACCUGAAAGAGGAUUUAAAUGCUUGAGGGAGCAUAGGAAUCCUGUGCAUCUGUCAGAUGAGGUCCCUCAUUGGAUGGGAAGAUUAUCUUUGAGAGAUCAUUGUCCUGUUCCUCAAGAUGGCUUUUCUAGUGAUGAUGGUGAAUCUGUCAAUUCUCAAGGUUACUUACUUUUUGAAUAUCUUGAACAAGACCCUCCGUACAGCCGCGAACCUUUGGCUGAUAAAAUAUUGGACCUUGCAUUACGUUUUCCAGAACUGGCUACACUUAGAAGUUGUGAUAUACUACCAUGUAGUUGGAUAUCCAUAGCAUGGUAUCCAAUUUACAGGAUACCCACUGGCCCUACAUUGAAAGACCUUGAUGCUUGCUUUUUGACGUACCACUCUCUUUAUACCCCUAUGGGAGGUUUACAAAGAGUGCAGGCUCCUGUAGUGUCAUAUCCUAGUGAGAUGGAUGGCGUCCCUAAAAUGUCCUUACCUGUUUUUGGUCUUGCUUCCUACAAAUUCAAAGGAUCUCUGUGGACUCCUAAUGGCGGAUACGAGCGCCAACUAGCUAUCUCUCUUGUUCAGGCUGCUGACAGUUGGUUAAGAUUGCUUCAGGUCAAUCACCCGGACUUCCUUUUUUUCAGCCGUAGAUAAUAUUAAGGUGACUGUGACUGUGACUGUUUUUUCUUCAGCCAUUUUGAAGUUGGCCUAGUUAUUUUCAAAUGGCAGCUCGUCCUAUUUUUUCAAGUGUUAUAGCUAAAUGAAAUCAGAGUUACUCACAGAAGAAAAUUGGGAAAAAGAAAAAGAAUGUGUUCAUGGUGGUUGUAUAGAUUAUGAGAGAAACUUCCUUGUGGGCUGUUACCUGUUAUGAGGUGGUUUUGUUAGCCAGUAUCAGUUUGAAGCACUAGUUGUUUCUUGUCUUUGUCUAACUAUGUUGAUAAGGUUGUGUUGUAGAAAACAGGCUGUAUUUUUUUCUGUCCUGAUGAUCACUAAUUACACCUAGCUUUAAUUUGCUAGCAGUAGUGUUAGGAGUAUUCCUGUUUGAAUUGCUCCAAGUAUGUACUUGAAUAGUUGAAUAUUAACAGUUCAGUUUAGCUGCAUUACAUGCAGAACUUUGCCUUGUUUCCCCCUGAAAUUUUGAUACCA
Messenger RNA from Lotus japonicus, 3322 nucleotides. RefSeq lists its product as uncharacterized. The transcript is spliced from 6 exons. The record is from RefSeq and is a predicted model, not a curated record. The coding region runs from base 1652 to 2830 and encodes 392 amino acids. NCBI's taxonomy places the organism in Eukaryota, Viridiplantae, Streptophyta, Magnoliopsida, Fabales, Fabaceae.